GGCGCCACAUAUUCCAACAAGAAAAAUAUAUUUGCCAACACAACAGGGUUGUUUCUGUGAAAAUUCGUGAAAAAUGGAUGGUGCAAAGGCAGGAAAUGAGUUGUUCCUCGUGCGGAAUCACUUCUACUUGGGAAACUUCCAGGAGUGCAUAAAUCAAGUGCAAAAAAUCAAGAGUCCAUCCGUGGAGAAGGAUAUGUUCCUGUAUCGUUCGUAUAUUGGUCAGAAGCAGUAUGGAAUUGUUCUGGAUGAGGUGAAGAAUAGCAGUGAGUUGUAUCCCAUUCGCUUGAUUGCUGAGUAUUUCAGUCAACAAGACCGGAAGGCAGCGAUUGUUCAGCAAGUUGAUGAUUACGUGGAGAAACAUCGAGGUUCUAUGGAUCUAGCAUGGAUUGUUGCAGCAGGAACCAUCUACUUCCAGGAAGGGCUCUAUGAGAAUUGUCUCAGGUGCAAAGAAAACUCAUUUCAAUGCAAUUCUUUUAAUAGAAAAUAUAUAAUUUUGACUUAUUUUGGGGAUUUUAGCAUUGCGGGAGAAGAUUUGGAGUCUCUGGCAUUGAGUAUUCAGUCCCUUCUUAAGCUGAAUCGCGUUGAUUUGGCCAAGAAAACUUACGAGACGAUGCAGAAGACAGAUGAGGAUGCCACAUUGACGCAAUUGGCUCUUGCGUGGAUUUUCAUGGAAGUCGGUGGGGAAAAACUUCAGGAUGCCUUCUACAUUUUCCAGGAAUUCUCCGACAAAUACACCCCAACUGUGCAACUUCUCAAUGGCCAGGCUGUCUGUCUCAUUGGGCAGGAGAAGUACGAGGAAGCUGAAUCCACCCUCCGUGAAGCUCUGAACAAAGAUCCCAACAACUACGACACCCUCAUCAAUCUCAUGGCUCUGUCGCAGCAACAGGAAACUGGAUGGGAAAUUCCCCAGCGGUAUCUCACGCAACUCCGUGAAAACUACCGAGAUUCCCCAUUCAUCCGGGAAUACACGAAGAAGGAGAGUGACUUUGACACAUUCGCCCAGCAGUAUGCCCCAUCGAAAUCCCUCAAUCUUGAAGCUUAUUAAAUUAAAAUUAUUACAUUUACAUUUUGAAUAAUCUUAUUUAUUUUUUUAUCUCUUAUCUUCGUCUCCAGCGGAGUUUUCUUAUUACAUUAAUUUAAAAAUAUAUAUAUGGUUCAGUUUUUUUUUUUUGAAAAUGAAAAAAGGACUAAAGCGCAGUAAAAGAAUAAAAUUUACGGGGAUCUAAGGAUGA
This is a messenger RNA of Lutzomyia longipalpis, 1232 nucleotides long. It is a transcript of the gene epsilonCOP, whose product is annotated as coatomer subunit epsilon. Gene Ontology annotation, molecular function: protein binding; structural molecule activity. Gene Ontology annotation, biological process: retrograde vesicle-mediated transport, Golgi to endoplasmic reticulum; intra-Golgi vesicle-mediated transport; endoplasmic reticulum to Golgi vesicle-mediated transport. Bases 74 to 1045 code for a protein of 323 amino acids. The transcript has 2 exons. The record is from RefSeq and is a predicted model, not a curated record. NCBI's taxonomy places the organism in Eukaryota, Metazoa, Arthropoda, Insecta, Diptera, Psychodidae. Gene Ontology annotation, cellular component: COPI vesicle coat.